Molecule: messenger RNA, 4214 nt
Organism: Topomyia yanbarensis
Lineage: Eukaryota; Metazoa; Arthropoda; Insecta; Diptera; Culicidae
Gene: Rap2l
Product: ras-related protein Rap-2a
Exons: 5
Coding region: 2179-2727 (182 amino acids)
Biological process (GO): negative regulation of cell migration; Rap protein signal transduction
Cellular component (GO): plasma membrane
Molecular function (GO): GTPase activity; GDP binding; GTP binding
Source: RefSeq, a predicted model, not a curated record
GCAUGAAUUAGUGCGAGUUUUGCCGUCGUCGGUGCUGUUACUGGGCUACUGGAUAUUGUGUUUAGUUUUCAAGUGUCAAGUGCGCUGUGUGUGGAUUGUUGUUUCAUUCAACAUUUUUUUUUCGGGACCCUAUUGUUUCGCCUCCGCUUGAGGCGCUCGCACUGUUGCAAACGACGGGCGACGGAAUUGUGCUGCUUAUGGUGAUUGUUUUUUGUUUGUUAUCCGGCAAGUGGGUGGAAAACUAGAACGCAAGCAAACAGUUUUGUGCAUGUUGGUGAUUUUUUUUACUUGGAUACGAAAAGCCUAUACCCAGUGAAAACCGUGUGUUCGGGGUAAAAAGUUUUCCUCUGCAAAUAGUGCUCCGUGAUCCAGCCCCCGUGUCUGUGUGCAGUGGGCAAAUGCCAGGGGAAGCAAGCAAAAGAAGAAAGCGAAAUCGUUCGGUUUGGAUUUGAUUGAAGUUAUUGUUUUUGUUCAAUGGUGAACAGUAAUUCAAGUGUUGGACGGAGCUAGAUAGCAUUUUGGAAGGUGAGACAUUUUUGCUGGAUCGCGAAAAAAGGCUUCCGAUAGCGGCGGCUGACUGACAGUGGGAAGACAUUUCGCGGAGAGCGAGACAAUUCCUAGAAAAAAAACCGAAACAAGGAAUCGUCCCGUACGGCUACGACGAGAGACUGUAAUUAAAUCGCCUGCGUGAGCGGGAAAGAAAGAGAGGGAGCAACACGCAGUAUCCUCUUCUAGAACUCGUCCACCAAUGAUCGAUGACGAAUGAUCCACGCGCACUACACUCUACACUCGUCCGCGCGGCUCCUACCGCGACAAGAACCACCCCAGUACCAACACUCCAACCAAGUGACGACGCCACCGCCGACGACGAUGAAGAAGUGAGUUCACGCGAUUGGAAUUCAACCAAGAUCUGUUGCUUGUUGGUUGUGUAGUGUCCUCGUCAGCAAGCAGCCCAGCAGCGGGCACGAGUGAAACAAACUUGCUCUCCUUCCUCCAGCAGGGGGAAACGGUGCACGAAACCGGCGCGCGAUCGCCGCAGUCCCGAAAAUUACGUCUGUACGUGUGAACAACAAGAUUGUGUCGACCUUCCCUGUGCGCAAUAAACGGCCUCAUCAAAGUCAACGAUCUUUGUAAUGUAAAAACUUGGAAAAUAAUUACACAGCAAGCUGUGCCGUUAGGUCGCGCCGUUCCGUUCUUAUCUCGACGACGGCGACCGAUGUCGGUCAUCAUCCGUUAACUGCUUCCAGACCAGGGUAUUCGUGCAAAAUUAAGUUAUCGGUGUGUCUUUGUGUGCUCCAGUGUCGUCAGCAACUACAAUUGCUUCAUUGUUCAAUUAGCCUACUACUAGCCGUUUCAUCGUAGUAUCUCUCCGAUGUGCGUGUGUUUGUAUGUGUUUUCGAUGUGUCCGCUGGUUUCUCCUGGCAGUUGUCAUUAGUAGUAAGAAGGAAAAACAAAGCAGCAGUUUAGUAAUCACCAUCGCUGAGCGAGUAUAAUCAUUUCCAGAAAAUAUAAAGCAAAAGAAAUUUUGUUAUGAUUAAGGGAAGCACAUCAUAACCGAGAUAAUAAUUGGUGGCGUCGCGCGCUGAAUCAGAAAAGCGAAGAAAAACCGACAACAACAACAACAACACGGCAACAACGGCCGGAGGAAGGCGAUAAAGGCGGUGGUGGUUGUGUGAUUCUCCAGUCGCGUUCCGAAGAAAGUGCGUCCGUUUGACGGCGAACGGUGGGUGCUGAAACCCGUGCGCGGAAGAUCCCACGGAACCGGUGCGGGGGGCGAGCUAGCUCAAGUGUGCUCAAGUAGUAAUUUCUUUCGCCCAUUUAUUUCUCGUUUCGUUUUAUUUUUCGAUGAUUUUGUAAUGAUCAGUUGAGAGCGCCAGUGGAAAAAGAUCAGAGCAAAAAUUCAGUGUUUCCAGUGUUUGUGUGAGCGUGCGUGUAUUUUUUUCUUCUGUGAGCUGUUGUAUUAGCUUGGUGAGCGUGCCCCACCAGUGGAAAAGAAGGUGAAAAUCGAGGGCGAAAAUCGUGCGGAAAUUUCUCCCAAAGUUUUUUGUUUGUUAUUUGUUUUAAUAUCUGCGUGUGCGCGCAGUAAGUCGCCGUUCGCGGGUGCAUUUUGGCAAGGCGGCCAAUAAACGAAGCAGCAGAAGCACAGCCAGUCGAGUUGUAAACAAAAAUUGGAUCAAAAUGCGCGAAUUCAAGGUCGUUGUACUGGGUUCCGGUGGGGUUGGCAAAUCGGCCCUCACCGUGCAGUUUGUGUCCGGUUGCUUCAUCGAGAAGUACGACCCGACGAUCGAGGAUUUCUACCGGAAAGAGAUUGAGGUGGAUAACUCUCCCUGCGUGCUAGAAAUUUUAGACACUGCCGGCACCGAGCAGUUUGCGUCGAUGCGGGAUCUGUACAUUAAGAACGGUCAUGGCUUUAUUGUUAUGUACUCGCUAACGAAUCACCAGACAUUUCAGGACAUCUCCAGUAUGCGAAAUGUGAUCAGUCGUGUGAAAGGUAGUCAACCAGCACCAAUCCUCCUAGUCGCCAAUAAACUAGAUUUAGAUUGCCAAAGAGAAGUCUCGACAGCAGAAGGAAGCGCCCUCGCCGAACUGUGGGACUGCCCGUUCAUCGAAGCCUCCGCCAAGGAUCGGAUCAACGUGAACGAAGUGUUCGCCACCGUCGUCCGGGAAAUGAACAUGACCUCCGAGAAGCGCCAGAAGAAAAGCUACUGCUGUUGUACAUUAUUAUAGAAGUGGCAUUAAAAGCGUAAUUUUAACCCCCCUUAAUCGUAAUUUAAUAUUAUGGCAAUUGAAAUUAAUAUAAUUACAAAACAAACCAGAAACAAAAAGGGAGAAACACUAUCCAAUUGUGAAGAAAAUUUGAAGCAAAAAAAAAAAACAAAAAUCAGCAACCAACGCACCCCGACCAGCCGCGACCGAGCAGACGGACGGGGUGACGCUAUUCGUAGGUGUUUUUUCGGUUUAAUUUGUCGCGAAUGUCUGGACGCAACUGAAGUCAACCGGUUUUCAAACCGAGUUCCGGAGCAAUUGAAACCAAGCAGGAGCAGGAACACGGCGUCGAAGGUAAACCUAAAAAAAAGAAAACUUAUAUACAUAUUAAAUGUAAUGAUAAUAAUUAAUGCUAAAUUUAACUUUACACCGAAUGAGUAACAAUUUUUCGAGAUAGGAGUUAAUUGUGCGCGAAGAGAAACGGUUUUGCGUAGGAGCGAAAGUGCGGACAAAUUUAAAGGGUGUGUUAUAAGCAAGCAUAGGCUGAGCGAUUUAAGCGACAACUAAAAAACAAACGAUGGUAAAAGGCAGUGUAAACAGAAGAAAUGUUGGGGAGGAAAGGCCAUAGCCGAAAACCCACCCUCGUCAGUGUAUGUAAAACGAAACGAUUAAUGGUAAGGAAACAAAACUGUUUAGGGUAUAUUUUUUAGCAAAGAUGAAGAAAGGAAAGCCUGUUUUUCCAUUAGUCAGAAUCAAUUUCUUUCGGGUAAAGAUUGAGAUAUAGACUUGGUCGAUUUAUUUUUGUUUUGUUUCGUAAACUGAUCAGUUGGUUCAAAGCUUUUUUUUUCAUUUUCCUAAAAAUGAUGCGAGAAAAUGAUGAUCAAAAGCAAAACUACGAAUGUUAUAUUAGUUUAGGUAAUCUAGCUCUUUUAACUCCGUUUCCGGUAUCAUCCUAAAGGUUUUAUACGCAAUAAAAAACGUCUUAUCUUUUAUCUAUUUGCCAAUUCCUCUAUGUUUACCAUAAAUCUGUUCUCGUGUAAGAAAAAUCUUUAUUUUGUAAUAUAAAUAUUUUAUUCUAUCUCUGAAAGCUAAACGACGAGAUUUGCGGGGAAGAGAAUGAGGGCACAUUGGAAAUCGAGAAACGAAAAAAAAGAAAGUUAAUUCAAGUGAUGAAAAUGUAUAUGCAGGAAACCAACCGUUUGAGGGAAAAUAUAAAACGAUCAAGAAGAAAUCAUUUAGCAUAUGAAUGAAAUAAAAAAAAAUGAAAACUGGCAUAUACAACAUGCAUGUAGGUGUAAUAAGAAAACAAGAAAAAAUCAACCUAUUUUUAUCAUUACAUUUUUGUAUACACAACUGCAGCAGGCACACAGAAAUCACACCGAAAAGGAUUAAAUGAAAAAAAAGUCACCGAAGCCGCAAGAAGGGAAGAAAAAUUCCAAUAGUGAAAUAUCAGAAGAUACAAUGUGUAAUUAAUAAAGAAAAAGUGAAACACGGAAAAUAAAUAAAAA